UUUGUUUUUCCAGCAAAGCAAAUAAAUAAUUGGUUAAAUUUAAGCUCGGUGUUCAACUUUUCAGGUUGAAAUAAUCAGGAAAAAUCUCUUCAAAGUUGUUAGUCGAGAAAAAAAAAAAGAGAGAAAAUAUAAAAUUGGUUUGUCCUCAGACGUGAUGUCAGACGCCGAAGGAAAGAAUAAGGACUCCUCCACAAGCUGCAUGCCCGAAACGCAACUAACAGAAGAGCAGAGCAGCGAGGCUGCGGGUGAGGAGGAAGAGGGGCAGUCUAUAGGCAGCUGUAAUGGGGUUGGAAAUGUCCCACCACCGCCUGACCAAAGCAAGCUGCAUGGACAGUCUCAAGUCUACACAGCAAUCAAAGACACUCUUUUCUCAAAGGAGACAACUCACCCUGCAAUGCAUGCAUUGUCACUGGAGAGGGUCUUCGGGAUGAAUCCUGCCCUGCCUGUCUUCAGUCUGCAAGACCACAGUCAGCUGGUUUUCCUGUACGCUGCAGCUCAUGUUGGGAUCAUAUUCAGUCAAACCUCCAAUUCCCAGCACAUUCUUCAGGGUCACUCCUCUCCCAUCUCAUGCAUGUGCGCGAGUGAGAACAGACGCUGGAUCGCCACAGGAGACAGCGGGUCAAGGAGCACGGUGAUCAUAUGGGACUCCUACUCUCGCAUUCCUGUGAACACACUGUUUGAUUGCCACCUUGCCAGCGGCGUCGCUGCUGUGGUGUUUUCCAGCGACACGAAAUACCUGGCAACUCUGGGGAAACCAGGAUCUCAGAGCUUGUGUAUUUGGGAUUGGACCAGUGAUGCACAAAAGCCCCUCUGCUGUUCCGAACUUAGUCCCAAACACGGUUUUCAAGAAUACAUCCUUUUCAACCCAAACGAUAGCACUCAGCUUCUCAGCGGCAGCAAAAGUCACCUGUUAAUCUACAGCUGGGCCGACGGAAGCUUGCAAUACUUCGCACUGAAGCUCAGGAAGUUCACCACCGCAGCCGAUCCCAGUGUAUUUACACAGCCUUCCCCAGAAUACGGUGAAAGCGUUGGCCUGGCAGACAUGCCUCUGAGUCGUUCCGUGUUUCACUGGAAAAAGCCUCAGGUCCUGAAAGCCAUAGGCGACUGCGUCGUGAUGUGCGACAUUGGUGAAGACUUGAUUGAAAAACAGCACCUGUCCAUUGAUAAAGUAAAGACAGUCCGUGUCCAACAAGAACCCAUCACUGUUCUCGCCACAACUGAUUGCUACGUCGUUACCGGUGACAUCCAAGGCCAUGUCAAGUUUUAUGACGAUCACUUCCAGAUUGUCAGCUGGUACAACAAUUUCAACAUGGAUCCUGUAGUUUCCAUCUCAUUUUCCAAAGAUGCACCUAUAGAAGGCAAUCAGGAGGACUGCACUCUGGAGGCAAACCCAUUGGUAAUCAGGAAUUUUAUCAUCUCCACCAUCAACUCCAAAGUCGUACACGUGAACGCACAGAGCGGCGUCGCUCAGACUCUUCUGCAGGAUGAUUAUGAGCCUCUCCACGCAGUGGCAUGCCAUCCCUAUAACACAGCUGUGGCCCUGGGCAACCAACGUGGCGUUUUAAAAUUAUGGGAUUAUAACAGCAAAGUAAUCAUUGGCAACAAGGUCUUCGAGAAGGAAAAGCUUAUCCAGUGUGUUACUUUUGAUCCAAAAGGAUUAUACUUGGCAGUGGGCUUUAAGACUGGAGCCGUUUACAUACUGGAUGCCUGCACUUUGCAAACUAACCCUAAGGACGGCUUCCACUGCACCACAGACAGCAUCCAUCUGAUCUCCUUCUCCCCAGAUUCGCAGUAUCUUGCCACUGCAGAUGCUGGUAAAGCUGUGACAGUUUUCCGCUCUCAGAGGGACAAGGGCUCAUCGCCUCGGUGGACGUACCUGGGCAGGUACUGCUCUCACUACAAGCCCAUCAAAGACCUUCUUUUUGGGCUUCAUCUGGACAGCAACCUACCAAGACUACUCUCCCUGGGAUCGGACCGCCUACUAGUGGAGUACGACCUGGAAAACAGCGACGGGAACAAGCUCCUCAUCCUCAGCUCCGAGCGCAUUGAGCAGAGCGCUGUGCCGGGCUGCAUGGUUUGGUAUCCUCCUUGCAGCACAGAGCAGUUCCUGCUCGUUGCCUCAGACCAGUACAAGAUGAAGCUAUUCAACAGCACAACCAACAUGUGCAGGAAGACGCUCCUAGGGCCAACGUAUGGUUCUCCAAUUAAGCAAAUGGUGGUCCUUCCCAAGUCAAAAGAACCUGAGAGAAACUCAUAUGACCUGGCAUUCAUCACUGAGGAUAAGUUGGGUCUCCAGAUGUUGCCGUUGGACGGCAACCCCUACAAGUCCAACGCUUUGAUCUGUCAUCCGACAGGCGUCUCUGCCCUUGUGUGCUCCUGCGAUGGCAAGUUUGUCUUUACCACUGGAGGAUCGGAGUGUUGUGCCCUGUCAUGGAAAGUGAACUUAGACGUACUGGACGCAAUGGCCGCCAUGGGUGGAAAGGACAUGGUGCCAUUUUAUUCACUCCUCGAAGGUGGAAGAGAUGGCAGGUUUUACAGGGAGAUGGAGGACUUUUUCUAUUACUGCCAAAUCCGCCAUCAAGGCGCUGACGUGAUGAAGACACCAGAAAUAUCCACCAAAAUUCUCCUGUCGGAAGUUCCCUAUUUAAUGAGCGCUUUGGGCCACUUUCCUACAGAACAAGAGAUAGAAGACAUCCACAAUGAGGUCAAAUUCAGCAGAUAUGCUGAAACUGGAAAAUAUGUGACUGACAUUGACCUGGAGGAGUUCAUCAAGCUGUAUAUCAACCAUCGGCCAGCCUUUGGGAUCUCCAUUGAUGAGCUUGUUCAAGCUUUUCAUGUCCUUGGUGAAAAGGACAGUACGGGGCAGCCUGUUCUGCCGAAAAAUGUCCUAGGACUUCUACAGGCUCGAGGAGAACGCAUGACAGAAGAAGAGGUAGCAGAGUGUUUUGCCACACUGAUGGGGGCCAAUGAAGAAAAAGUAGAGGAAGAGGAAGAGGAAGAGACACCCUGUGAGGAAUAUUCACUGGCGUGUCUGAUCCCAGAUGAGAUAUCUGUGGAGACAUUUACAGGUCACAUCCUUGGCUUACCAUUACCGAAGGAGCAGAGAGACAGCACUUCUCCCCCGGAGUGAUAACAUCAGCAGCCUGCCAGCUCGUCAGAGAGAGGAAGAUUUCACCUCUAAAACGCUUAUGAUUUCUGUGUUAUAGUAGGUUCCUGCAUUGAUACUAAAUGUUUAAAUAUGUUGUCUGAUUUAAAAUAAAUAAAUAUCACUUUUGAGGAUUUCUUUUAGACA
Messenger RNA from Fundulus heteroclitus (mummichog), 3292 nucleotides. RefSeq names its product cilia and flagella associated protein 251 (gene cfap251). Gene Ontology annotation, molecular function: protein binding. The coding region runs from base 155 to 3130 and encodes 991 amino acids. The transcript is spliced from 20 exons. Lineage: Eukaryota; Metazoa; Chordata; Actinopteri; Cyprinodontiformes; Fundulidae. The record is from RefSeq and is a predicted model, not a curated record. Gene Ontology annotation, cellular component: sperm flagellum.